GUUCUAUUUGGGAAGUUGGCAGCUCGCGGCAAGCUCUUUUACUCUCGCACUGGCAGUUCGACUCUGGAAUUAUGAGCAGAGCUGGUCAAUCCUGUAUCUUGUUUUGAAUUUUAUUCCCAGAGAAUUGAGACCAUGGAGAUGAGCAUUGUCAUCCUCAUUGCGUUCCUCCUCUCACAGGUUGUCCAUAUUGGAACCCAGGAGGAGGGGGAGAAGGGAUGCGUGCCUGGCUUUCAGGUGAAGGAGUACCAGGUGGAGUACAACAGAGGUUUCCAGAAGGACCAUCCUCUCACACAAAUGUUAUUUGAUGACUGUGUGGGAAACGAGGGCAUGGCGUUCGAGGUGUCCCACCCAGACUUCCAAGUUGAUGAGGAGAUGAACCUGGUGGCCAGACGGGAUGUGAUGGACAGCGGCACCGUCAUGUUCAUCCAUGGUGUCAAUGAGCAUGCUGAGGACAUGGCACAGGUGGACAUUGUAGGAGCUCUACCGCGGUCUCCUCAAACACUCAGGGAGAUCCUUGGCCUUGGACAGAUCCACCCCUACAGAUCAAAGAGAGCCCUGUUCGCCCCCCGCAUGCAUGUCAGUGAGAACAUGGAGCCCCCAUUCCCGAAAGUCAUUGGCACGCUUAUUGUGAUGUCGUCAGGCAUGGAGGAUGACCACAUCUUCCAUAUGACUGGGUCGGGUGCAGAUCAGGACCCAAAGGGGGUGUUCACCAUCAACAGGUUGACUGGAGAGGUGUCUGUUAGCCAAGAGCUGGACAGAGAGGCCAUCAAUUCCUACAUGCUGGAGGUGUCUGUGACAGACCAGAAUGGGAAGCUGGUGGAGGGUCCUGUAGCCCUGCUCGUGGACGUCAAUGACCAGAAUGACAACAGGCCCAUCUUCAAGGAGACCCGUUAUGCUGGAGAGGUGCUGGAGGGCUCACCUACAGGAACCGUGGUGAUGACGAUGACAGCGGAGGAUGCUGAUGACCCCAGGUUGCAGAACGCGGUGCUGCGCUACAACAUUGUGAGGCAGUCGCCCGACAAACCCUCACCCAACAUGUUCUACAUCAACCCGGAGAGCGGCAACAUUGUCACUGUCAUCUCCCCCACGCUUCUGGACAGAGAGACACUCCCCACUACGCAGUAUGAGCUGGAGAUCGUAGCCCAGGACAUGAAGGGAAGAGACGUGGGACUAACAGGAACAUCCACAGCAACCAUCACCAUCACAGACAAGAACGACCACGCCCCAGAGUUUACCCACUCACUGUUCCAGGCCAAUGUGGAUGAGGGCUCCACAGGGGUGGUGGUCAACCUGACUGUGGACGACAGAGAUGACCCUGCGACGGGGGCGUGGCGAGCCAUCUACUCCAUCAUCAAAGGUGACCCCACCCAGAGCUUUGAGAUCCAAACCAACCCUGACAACAAUGAGGGCAUGCUUUCCCUCAUUAAGCCUCUAGACUAUGAGAGCUUAGUGUUCCACACGCUGCUGAUCAAGGUGGAGAACGAGGACCCCCUGGUGCCAGAUGUGGGCUACGGCUCCAGUUCUACAGCCACCGUACACAUCACCAUCCUGGACGUCAACGAAGGACCAGUCUUCUUCCCCGACCCCCUUCAGGUCACCAAGAUGGAGAACGUACCCCUGGGAAGCUUCGUGGCCUUACUCAACGCCACCGACCCAGACGUCCUCCAAUCACAGAGCAUCAGGUUUGCAGUUCUGAGAGACCCGGCUAACUGGCUUAGUGUGAACCCGGUUAGAGGUACGGUCAACACCUCUGCCAAUCUGGACAGAGAAUCACCUUAUGUUCAAGACAACAAAUACACUGCCAUCUUCAUGGCCACAGACAACGGUAGCCCACCAGCCACUGGUACUGGCACUCUGGUCAUCCACCUGGAGGACUACAAUGACAAUGCUCCCUACGUUCACCCAUCUGUGGUACGGGUGUGUGAAGACGCCAGGGACAGUGUGGUGAUAGUGGGGGGGCGGGACAGGGACAUCCACCCCAACACUGGGCCCUUUAAGAUCGAGCUGGGGAAGCAGCCAGGGCUGGAGAACACGUGGAAGGUCUCCAGGGUCAACAACACACAUGCUCAGAUCAUGCUGCUACAGAAUAUGAAGAGGGCCAACUACCAGCUGCCUCUGGUGGUGACAGACUCUGGCCUGCCUCCGCUCUCCAACAGCACCGAGAUUAAGGUCCAGGUGUGCACCUGUAAGAAAAACAGAAUGGACUGCAGUGGUGCUGGCUCUGUACGCUCCAACCUGAUGUUGCUGCUGGGACUAGUCCUGCUCUCCCUACUCUGCCUGUAAAUUUUGCUGAAAUCUACUGUAGUCUACAUGCAACACUGAAGAGAAACAACAUAUCUCCCCUACGUGACCAAGCCUAAGGAAAGAGAAGACCUCUCACCAUAACGACAACAACUAGCAAACAAUUAAAAAAAUACAGUUCAGACUGGACCUCUGUGGUACUGAGCUUCUUGGGUGUCCCAACGAUAUCUCACCCAUCCGUGGCCCCAGGCUCCCCACCAGGUUUUAGUUACCCCCCCCCUUCAUCUCUACCUCACCCGUCUCUAUGUCCAUUACCGCCCCUAGCUCUGUUCCCCCUCACCUGAACAGUUGUCGUUGCCCCUGGUCUUCUCCCUUGCCCGUCCCUCUCCCACUCCUUGCCCGCCUGUCUUCUCCCUCCAUCGAUGUGUUGUCAUGGACACCACCGCCUAAAUGGACUCUUUCACUGGGAAAGGAAAUACUGCAUAGUCUGAGCUACUGGAUACUGGAUGGGGAAAAGCAUUUACUUUUUGAUGUAUUACUUUAUUUGAUCUUGUUUCCUACUGUAAUGAGAGACAAAAGCCAGUUUUUGUCUGCAGUGGUUGUGGUCUCUGUGGGCAAAAUGGUAGCCAUAAGCCUUCUCAAGUCAGAAGUUUCUGGAGUCUUUUGUGAUUUA
Molecule: messenger RNA, 2914 nt
Organism: Oncorhynchus kisutch (coho salmon)
Lineage: Eukaryota; Metazoa; Chordata; Actinopteri; Salmoniformes; Salmonidae
Product: cadherin-13
Exons: 15
Coding region: 133-2283 (716 amino acids)
Biological process (GO): cell migration; calcium-dependent cell-cell adhesion; homophilic cell-cell adhesion
Cellular component (GO): catenin complex; plasma membrane; adherens junction
Molecular function (GO): calcium ion binding; beta-catenin binding; cadherin binding
Source: RefSeq, a predicted model, not a curated record